Molecule: messenger RNA, 2124 nt
Organism: Periophthalmus magnuspinnatus
Lineage: Eukaryota; Metazoa; Chordata; Actinopteri; Gobiiformes; Gobiidae
Gene: xiap
Product: X-linked inhibitor of apoptosis
Exons: 9
Coding region: 374-1564 (396 amino acids)
Biological process (GO): positive regulation of protein ubiquitination; negative regulation of apoptotic process; regulation of cell cycle
Cellular component (GO): cytoplasm; nucleus
Molecular function (GO): cysteine-type endopeptidase inhibitor activity involved in apoptotic process; ubiquitin protein ligase activity
Source: RefSeq, a predicted model, not a curated record
UGACUGAGUCUGCAGAGGACAAACAUCCAAACUAUUUCCUCUCACUUCACUUGUCAGUCUGAAGGUGUUGUGAUGUGUGCUGAAGGUUUUGUGUUGAGUUUAUUGUGAACUUUGUCCACUGGGCUGAAAACGUUUUUUACAUCUGGCAACCCCGCGUCAGGGCGCAGUCCGCUUCCUCUGUGCAAGGUUAAAGAAAGAACAGACUUUUACGUGUGAAAUGGGGCUUUUAUUUCAGAUUUAACUUUUAGAGAAUCCUUCGUUUGAACUGACUCGACAUUUUAAAGAAAUCCAGACUCAUCAGACCAGGCGACAUUUUUUCCAGUCUUCAACUGUCCAAUUUUGCUGUCAUCUUAGGUCCAAGUCCACGUCUAUAAUGUUAGACCUGGAGUCAGACAAUGCUGGGUCCUUGGAUUUUUCAUCAUUGUUAAGUCGCCAGCUCUCAUUUAAUGGGUCCCAUUUGGCGGAGCAGGUGCCCCCAGAGAGACUGGCACGCGCUGGGCUCUACUUCACAGGAAAAGGAGACAAAGUUCAGUGCUUCAGCUGCGGAAAGACGCUGGACAACUGGAGCAGGGGAGAUGUACCUGUGGAGAGACACAAGGAGGUUUCACCCAAAUGCACAUUCAUUCGCUGCGUCUAUCCCAACGGUUCCCCUGCACAGAAUAAAGAAUACAACGAAGAAGCAGAGCGAAUCGAGUAUGGCCUGAGAAUAGGAGAGGUGGUGGAUGAGACCACUUACCCUAAAGUGCCCCACAUGAGGAGCGAAGAGGCGCGGCUCCAGACGUUCGCACAAUGGCCAUCCAGCUGCCCCAUGAGACCCUCUGAUCUGGCCCGCGCAGGUUUCUUCUCCCUCAGGAAGGAUGAUCACGUCCAGUGCUUCUGCUGCGCUGGUAUGAUCGGCGCCUGGGAGCCUGAAGACGACGCCUGGGGAGAGCAUGAAAAGCAUUACCCAAACUGCUUGUUCAUUCUGGGGCAUGACGUUGGCAACAUACCCCUCCAGGGUGGUUCUCAGGAGGAGGACGGAGGCAGGAGGGCCGUCUAUAUGGGCACAUUUGAACAGAGGCUCCAGAGCUUUCAGGGCAUCAGCCAUCCCAUCAGCCCCGAGCGUCUGGCCCAGGCUGGUUUUUACAGCACAGGCAAAGGAGACAGAGUGCUGUGUUUUUCCUGUAGAGGGGGUCUCAAAGGAUGGGAGCCUGAAGAAGACCCAUGGGAAGAACACGCCAAACACUUCCCAGGAUGUCGCUUCUUAUUGGCAGAAAAGGGCCAGGAAUUUAUCAACAGAAUUCAAUUACAAGGCACCGCUGCAACAAGUCACCAAAAUGGAUAUUCAAAAGAAGAAGACGAGGACAAGCCACCAGAGAAUGCCACAAAAGAUGAGGAUCCUCUGAAGAAGCUGGAGCAGCUGCAGAGGGAGAAACUGUGUAAGAUCUGCAUGGACCGGGACAUUUCUGUGGUAUUUGUCCCGUGUGGUCACCUGGUCGCCUGUCAGCAGUGCUCCAGGGAGGUCACCAAGUGUCCAAUCUGCUGUAGCGCCAUUACGCAAAAAGUCAAGACCUUCAUUGCUUAAGUAAAUAAUAGUCCCUGCACUUCACUGCUGCUUUUACUUUUAAUGGAAUAUAUUUUCAAAUAAUUGUAGAUGGAGUGUAAUAUAUUUAAAAUUCCUGUUUUGUGUUGAUUAAGCAGAUGUAAACAAAGUAUUUUUGUAAUCAAGAUGACACACAUGUAAUUUUAAGUUGAUGUAAAUAGCAGAAGCCAAUGAUUGAGGUCUUUUAUAACAAACUGUCAAUGUGUCCAUGUCCCUCUGUGUUCAAUAAACCAUAGGUGCCUUUGGGUUUUAAUUUGCUCAAUUACCACAAAAUCAAUCAUAUGAAAUACAAUGCCAAGUUUAUUCAUAUCGCACAUUUAAAACGACUUCAGCUGACCAAAGUAGUGUAAAUUCAGUAUCUCAACAAUACCUUGCUGUGUCUUGUUGGUUGUGUGUUUUUUAUUUAAUUUUUUCCUCUGUGUUCAUAAACUAUAGAAUAAAUUGGUGGGUGUAGGACUCCAAACUUUCACCUUAAGGAAAAAUCAAGGUACAUUCCAGUGUACACAGUGUGAUUUUAUCAAUAAAGGUAGUCGUGUCAAUAC